AUGUUCCGCAUCAGAUGGAACGAAGAGCUCAUGGCCAAGGCCGUCGCGGGGGCAAAGACGGCUGCCGAAGAGGGCAGGGACUUGGGUGCCAAAACCCCCGCGGAAGCCGCACAGUACGUCUGUACGUUUUUCGCGUGCUGUGCUGGACUGGUCCCGCAGGUGGGAUUCCUAUUGGAAAUUUUCGGCAGCCUGUUCGGCUCGGUGUUCGGCGCACCAGACUCGAAUGAAGAGAUUUGGGAGGCGCUGCGCAAGAAGAUUGAGAACCUGAUUGACUGCAAGAUCGAGGAACACCACAAACAGACACUGAAAGACACGAUUGAUGGGCUUAAGAACUAUAUGAAACGCUACCAGCAAUUUUGCGUCAACUUCGAAAAAGCGCCCGAAGACCAGAAAGCGGCGGCGGCGCUCAAUGUCCUAGUCGAACAUAUUGCCUUUCUGGGCGCCAUCGAGCUUGAAAUGCCGCAUUUUCGAUCCAAGGGUUACGAAUCUUGGGGCUACAUCGAAGCCAAUAUCGAAGGCAUACGUCAGGACUUUGUGAGAUUUACAUCGCGAGGAGCGUACUCCCACGCACAACGUGGAGAGUACAUCUCACAGCAAGCUUCGACUCUAGCACAGGCCAUCACAAAAGGUGAGGAGCUAGGGUUUCAUGCCGAAACACUGGACAUAUGGCGAAUGUCCUACACCGAUCUCCUACAGUCCAGCAAAGUCGAAAACGAGUACAAGGACAUGAGCUACGUGUCCUACGUGUUGAAAAUCUACGAAAAUGGCCGCAAGCAGGUGCAGCCAUACGCCCCGUCGAAGCAUUAUCCAGAAGCCCUCAACAUCGGCAUCACGGAGGCCGAAAAGCUCAGAGCCUACGCGGACUACGACUCUUGA
This is a messenger RNA of Purpureocillium takamizusanense, 876 nucleotides long. RefSeq lists its product as uncharacterized. Bases 1 to 876 code for a protein of 291 amino acids. The transcript has 2 exons. The record is from RefSeq and is a predicted model, not a curated record. Lineage: Eukaryota; Fungi; Ascomycota; Sordariomycetes; Hypocreales; Ophiocordycipitaceae. Gene Ontology annotation, molecular function: toxin activity. Gene Ontology annotation, biological process: symbiont-mediated killing of host cell.